AUGCCGCAGACUAAUAAGGUUUUUCGUAUUUUUGGGAAAACUUUCAAGAUUAUAACACUCAUUGAGUUUCAAAAUCUGAAGAAACGUGUUGAGAUAGUAAACCUGCUGCUAGUUCUUCGCGACACCAACGUAAACGCAGUAACAAGAGACAACAAAACAGCAAUCGACAUAGCAGAAGGACUUCCAUUUUCAGAAGAAACAGCCGAAAUAAAAGAAUGUCUAUACCGAUACGGCGCAGUAAAAGCAAACGAACUAAACCAACCAAAAGACGAACUAAGAAAAACCGUAACAGAAAUCAAGAACGAAGUCCACACUCAACUAGAACAAGCAAGAAAAACCAACAAAAACAUGAGCGGAAUCGCCAAAGAGUUAAGAAAACUCCACAGAGCCGGAAUCAACAACGCCACAAACUCAGUAACCGUCGUCGCCUCCUUAUUCGCCACCGUAGCAUUCGCGGCCAUCUUCACCGUACCCGGUGGAGAUUACGCCGACGGGUCGGCAGUCAUGGUAGCCGUCCCUGUUUUCAAGAUAUUCUUCAUCGCGAACGCGAUCGCGCUUUUCACGUCGCUGGCGGUUGUUCUCGUGCAGAUUACGAUUGUUCGGGGUGAGAUAAAGUCGGAGAGAAGGGUGGUUGAAGUGAUUAAUAAGUUGAUGUGGUUGGCGUCGGUUUGUACGACGGUUGCGUUUAUGUCGUCGUCUUAUAUUGUUGUGGGGCGUCAUCAUAGGUGGGCUGCUAUUGUGGUUACUUGUGUUGGAAGUUUUAUAAUGGUUAGUGUGCUUGGUUCGAUGACUUAUUAUGUUUGUAAAUCGAAAAGGUAUCGAAAGAUUAGGAAGAGGGAAAAGUUGUCGAAGAAUGGUGGAAUGAAUUCGUGGAGGCACUCGGAUUUGUCGGAUUCUGAUCAUGUAAAUCCAAUUUAUGCUAUUUGAUUGAUUUUGUAAGUAUGGAAAUUGGUCUCUCAUUUGAAAAGGAAACAAUAUUAAGAUUAAUUGAUUCA
Impatiens glandulifera is the source of this 995-nucleotide messenger RNA. Its product is annotated as ankyrin repeat-containing protein ITN1-like. Lineage: Eukaryota; Viridiplantae; Streptophyta; Magnoliopsida; Ericales; Balsaminaceae. Gene Ontology annotation, molecular function: protein phosphatase regulator activity; protein phosphatase 1 binding. Bases 1 to 927 code for a protein of 308 amino acids. The transcript has 3 exons. The record is from RefSeq and is a predicted model, not a curated record. Gene Ontology annotation, cellular component: plasma membrane.